UUCACCCGAGGAGCUGUUGGCAGUGGUGCGUGCCACAUGGGAAAAUGGCUGAAGCUUUGGCAAGUAACCAGGAUUUUUUCAAGUGUCCUGUUUGUUUAGAUCUUCUGAAAGAUCCGGUGACUCUCAACUGUGGACACAGUUUUUGUCUGGUGUGUAUUGAGAACGUCUGGAAUGAGGAAGACGUAAGGGGUUUUUACAGCUGCCCCCAGUGCAGACAGACUUUCCCUCAAAGACCAGAUUUAAAGAAAAACAUUAUUAUUGCUGAGCUUGUGGAUCAAAUUAAGAAGAGCAGAACACAAACUGCAUCUUCCGAAUGUGCUGCUGGACCUGGUGAUGUGGCCUGCGACGUCUGUAAAGGGAAAAAACGCAAAGCUACCAACGACUGCACAGGGAGAAAACUCAAAGCUGUGAAGUCCUGUCUGGAGUGUUUGGUAUCCUACUGUGACACUCACUUGAAAGCUCACAAUGAAGCUAUCCCAGGUAGAAAUCACACCAUGGUCGAUGCCACGGGCCAGCUACAGGAGAUGGUCUGCCCCCGUCAUAAGAAGGUUUUUGACAUAUUCUGUCGCACCGACCAGAGUUGGAUCUGCUAUCUCUGUAUGAUGGACGAUCAUAAAUGCCACGAGACCAUCGUGGCUCCGGCCGAAUGGCGUCAGGAAACGGAUGAUUUUGGAAAGAGCCAGAAAAGAUGCCAGCAGAUAAUCCAGUUGAAGGAGAAGGAGCUGCAGGAGCUGAGGAAGGCUGUGGAGACUCUCAAGUCUGGUGCACAGACAGCAGUGGAGGAGAGUGAAAGGAUGUUUACUGCGAUGAUCCGCUCCAUUAAGAGAAGGCGCUCUGAGGUGACAGAGCUGAUCAGAGCUCAGGAGAAGGCUGAGGUGAGACGGGCUGAAGGACUCCUGAAGCGACUGGAGCAGGAGAUUGCUGAGCUGAAGAGGACAGACGCCGAGAUGAAGCAGCUUUCACUGACACAGGAUCCCAUCCAUUUCCUCAAGAACAUUGUGUCCAUCACUGGGAGGCCUUUCAGCACAAUCUCAACCAGCGUGACUGUCAGCCAAAGCGUCCCGUUGGGGCCCCUGAAGGAAUCUGUGUCUUCACUAAAAAAGAAAUUAGAUUCAAUCCUCAAGCAGGAAAAAGUCAAGAUAUCUGCAGCAGUGACCUAUGUCCAGAUCCUCGAGAGCAUACAGUAUACUGAUCCUGAACUCCCAGUCAGAAGAGCAGACAGUAAGGGUCUCCUGCCACCAGACAUGUCUGAUGGCCAGGCUGUUACUGCUGAACCAGAGACCAGAGAGGACUUCUUGCAGUAUUCCUGUCACUUCACUCUGGAUCCAAACACAGCAUAUGAAGUCCUCCAUCUGUCUGAGGGGAACAGGAGGGUGGAGAGGAGACUUGAGGACCAGUCAUAUCCUGAUCAUCCAGACAGAUUUGAUUUGUAUGAGCAGGAACGGGGAGUGUCUGCUUCUCUCAGCACCGUAGCCGGCUCCUGGGUGUUUGUAAUCCAGACACGCUGA
Molecule: messenger RNA, 1508 nt
Organism: Engraulis encrasicolus (European anchovy)
Lineage: Eukaryota; Metazoa; Chordata; Actinopteri; Clupeiformes; Engraulidae
Product: E3 ubiquitin-protein ligase TRIM47-like
Exons: 9
Coding region: 45-1508 (487 amino acids)
Molecular function (GO): zinc ion binding
Source: RefSeq, a predicted model, not a curated record